AUUGAUCCAUGGGAAUUAUUCAGUUUAUACUGGCCAAUUAUCCUUCUGUGGUCAGUUCUACAUAAAUCCUGAAAGGGGUAACAGCACAACUUAGUAGUCAGGACUUUCCUUAAGAUGAAUGGCUUCAAUAACGUCCCUGGAAAACCGAAGACUAUUUUCCUAGAUGUUAAGCCUACUGUGGACCAGCAGCGGAGAUAUUCUAGUGCCUUAAAUACUAAUCGGAAAAGUGUUGUUCUUUAUGGUGCAGAUGGAGUAUUGAAUUCAGCAGCCAAUCGCCAAUAUGCUACGGAUAUCGUUUUUCAGAGCAUCCGCCCUGCGUUCGCAUUCCUGAAGACGAUAGGUGUAUUUCCAAUCACUAGGAAUGCACCAGGCCAGGCUUAUUUCAAACCGUUUACAGCAGCCUUUGCGUAUUCAGUGGCAAUUUUUUCUCUGAUCCUUACCUACGUGUGCUAUGUUACAUAUAUGCGAAUCGGAAUUAUAAGCAAUUUAGAAGGACGUUUUGAAGAAGCUGUCAUAGCGUACCUCUUUCUGGUAAACAUCCUUCCGAUUUUCAUAAUACCGCUGAUGUGGGCUGAAACGAAAAAAAUAGCGUCAGUGAUGAAUGACUGGAAUGAUUUUGAGAUCCUAUUUUAUCAAGUAUCAGGACAACCUCUUCCGCUUGACCUUCGCGCAAAGGCAUUGGUUUUAUCGAUUGUCCUGCCCAUUUUAUCGAUUAUUUCUGUUGUCAUAACGCACAUAACAAUGGCUGAUUUUCGAUUUGUGCAGGUCGUACCCUAUUGUCUCUUGGACAAUUUGACAGUCAUGCUCGGCGCGUAUUGGUACUUGCUUUGUGAAGUACUUAGUAAGUCUGCCUUCAUUCUCGCGGAAAAUUUUCAGAAGGCACUCAAACAUAUUGGCCCGGCUGCAAUGGUUGCUGACUACCGAUCACUAUGGCUGCGUUUGAGCAAAUUGACUCGGGAUACUGGAACGGCAACUUGCUACUCUCUUACAUAUCUCAAUCUCUAUUUGUUCUUCAUCAUCACUCUAUCUAUAUAUGGACUUAUGUCUCAAAUGUCUGAAGGAUUCGGUGUCAAAGAUAUUGGUCUCGCAGUCACAGCUAUUAGCAGUGUAUGCUUGCUUUUCUUCAUCUGCGAUGAAGCCCACUAUGCUUCACAACACGUAAGGACCAAUUUUCAGAAGAAGCUUUUGAUGGUCGAGUUAAGUUGGAUGAAUUCGGACGCACAAACUGAAAUCAACAUGUUUUUAAGGGCAACAGAAAUGAAUCCCUCGAACAUAAAUUGCGGCGGAUUUUUCGAUGUGAAUCGAAAUCUCUUCAAAACACUCCUGACUACGAUGGUUACAUAUCUGGUAGUGCUGUUGCAGUUCCAAAUAAGCAUCCCUGAAGACGCUGGUUUGGAAAGCAAUUCUACAAAACCAAUGUAGAAAAGAAAUUCUCAUUCGACUUCACUAAGUGAUAACAUGGAAACUACUUUUGUAAACUUUAGAAAUAAAUAUAAAUUUAUUUCAUUAUAAACAAAA
This is a messenger RNA of Hermetia illucens (black soldier fly), 1518 nucleotides long. It is a transcript of the gene Gr63a, whose product is annotated as gustatory and odorant receptor 63a. Bases 115 to 1422 code for a protein of 435 amino acids. The transcript is spliced from 7 exons. Gene Ontology annotation, biological process: sensory perception of taste. The record is from RefSeq and is a predicted model, not a curated record. Lineage: Eukaryota; Metazoa; Arthropoda; Insecta; Diptera; Stratiomyidae. Gene Ontology annotation, cellular component: axon; dendrite; membrane.